This is a messenger RNA of Aaosphaeria arxii CBS 175.79, 5703 nucleotides long. RefSeq lists its product as uncharacterized. Gene Ontology annotation, molecular function: GTPase activity; GTP binding. The record is from RefSeq and is a predicted model, not a curated record. NCBI's taxonomy places the organism in Eukaryota, Fungi, Ascomycota, Dothideomycetes, Pleosporales. Gene Ontology annotation, cellular component: mitochondrial outer membrane. The transcript is spliced from 4 exons. Bases 308 to 5476 code for a protein of 1722 amino acids. Gene Ontology annotation, biological process: mitochondrial fusion.
CUUGUUUGGGAACGUUGCGGACGAAAUCUUCUCUCUUCCCCCCUCCAACCACCGCCCGCCCCAACCAAUCAUCCGACCAGCCAAUCGGCCGGCCAAUCAUCUCAUCCCAUCGCGCCACAGCAAAGCAUAUUAUUUCCUUCCCUCACCCUACACCUACCUUGUACUCAGACACCUCAUACCUCCAAACUACUGACGUCGCCAUCCAAAAAUCUUUCGCCAGCUGUCGACCCACCGCCAUUCAUCUUCCAGCGCCGCUCGCUGCGACAUGAUUUGAUCUGUUUUAUCGCAUUCCACAUAAUUCGCCCUCAUGAGUUCUAAUCAAGGUGCUGACGGCCCCUCGACUCCCGGAGGUUCCUCCAGCAAACAAGAUGCAGCAACCCCGGACCCAUUCGUCCCUCGCGCUACCCGCCCAGGAUACAUGACUGUAGGCUCUGGAUCAACACCCGAGGCUGCAGCACGCCUCGUGUCGAUGCUAGAUCAAGAUUCUGGUUAUGGAGGUAGUGUUGCCAAUGGAGAAGGCUCUGGACCGAUGUGGCAUCCUAACAUCGUCGAAGACCGACCAACGCCACCGCAUACACCUCACGAAGGGAACGCUGCCGACCAUGACCGACAGCGAAGCCAGGUCCUACAGCUUCGCUACAAUAAAAACAAGAAUGCUCUCGCCCGUGCCAUUCAAGGCACUGUCGAUACGUUGAAGGGAUUCCAGGAGAUGAACCUGUCAUGGCCCGCACACUACCCCUCCGCCCAACAAGACCCCCAGAGCCCACAACACAGUCGAACCGAGUCUCGACCGGGACUUCAACACACGCAAUCAGCUUUGGGAAGACCUGAAGCACAACGCUCACCUGAUCGACCGAAACCCCCACGGAGGGCGGAAACCACGAUCGAAGAUGCAUUCGGAGGAGGAGAAUCGAGUUCGGCCGCUGAACAGGAGAAGAAACCCGAACCCCGACUUAUCACGCCACAACUCGCCCAUGACUUCUCGGUCCUGAAAUUGGAGCUGCGUAUGGGAGGAAGGACACAGACAGACUUGGUACACUCCCUCGAGAAAAGCUCUGUUGCGUCUCUCUUGGAUGGCCAGAUUCAACAGAGUAUCCGCCAUCUCUACUCAAUUAGGGAGAGAAUAGAGGAUACGUCGAGUAAAGUCCUUGUCACUGGAGAUUUAAAUGCCGGAAAGUCAACCUUUUGCAAUGCUCUUCUACGAAGAAAACUUUUGCCCGAGGAUCAGCAGCCAUGCACCAGUAUAUUCUGCGAAGUUCUCGAUUAUCGGGAGAAUGGCAUGAUCGAAGAGGUCCAUGCUGUACCGAUCAACAACAUCUACAACCGUCACGAUGAGAGCACCUACGUGGUUUUUGACCUCAAGGAUCUGGAAAAGAUUGUUAUCGACAACGAACGUUUUUCACAAUGCAAGAUCUACAUCCGGGAUAUUCGUUCUGAAACCGAGUCAUUGCUAAACAAUGGAGUGGUCGACAUUGCACUCAUUGACGCACCAGGCUUGAACAUGGACUCGGUAAAGACGACUGCAGUUUUCGCCAGACAGGAAGAGAUUGAUGUAGUGGUCUUCGUCGUAUCUGCCGCCAACCACUUCACGGAAUCCGCGAAGAACUUCAUCUUCACUGCUGCACGUGAAAAGGCGUACAUGUUUAUGGUUGUGAAUGGUUUCGACACGAUUCGGGACCAGGAACGAUGCCAGAACAUGAUCUUGAAGCAGGUCCACAACUUGAGCCCGGCAACAUUCAAGGAAUCCAGCGAGUUGGUUCAUUUCGUAUCAAGCAACGCCAUCCCGAUGGCACCUGGUGGCGGGGAUGACGAUGGAGACGACGAUCCUUCCGACAAGGGCAAAGGCAAGGAAGCAGACAAGAUCCGAGACUUCGAGGAACUAGAAACUUCCCUCCGACGAUUUGUCCUUGAGAAGCGGGCGAGAUCAAAGUUGGCCCCAGCGAAGACUUACCUUCUCAAUGUCCUUGGAGACAUCCACAAUUUGGCCACAGUCAACCGAGAUGUCGCUCAAUCGGAGUUGGAUCGAGUCAAGAAGGAGAUGGAUGAAGUGGAGCCUGAAUUUGAGCAAUCGAAGAAGGCAAGAACUGAAGCGGGCGAAACGGUCGAUCGAAUGGUUGAAGAAACUACAUCCGAUGUGUAUAACUACACACGUGACACAAUCAACAGCUCCAUCGCCAAAGUGGCGGACCAAGAUCUCGGUAUUGCAUACCCCGGUUUGUUGUCAGCGUACCAGUACGCGGAAGACAUCAGGGAUUCCAUGCUUCAUGAGAUUACUGAGACCGUUCGACAAUGCGAGGACCAUGCCCGAGCCCAGACCGUUGAAGGCUACAAUGGUGUCAAGAAUAUCGGAAUUCUCCACCUUGGCGAUACACAGUAUGCGAACGUGAUGUUCCUUCCCGAGAGAAUGUUCCGAAAAUCGAUGCACGCACUUGCUCGACAAGUUGACAUCGAUAUCGAUGUUUGGGAUUUCUUUGACGUUUCCGGCUUGUGGGAGCGACAAGAGAAGGCCGCAGGCACAGGCAUGGCCUUGACAGUGGCUGGUAUGGUUGGAGGACGUGUGAUUGGUGGCGUUGGCUGGCUCGAUGGAGCUCUCGGUGCAGCGAAGAUCUUGGGCUCCAACAACAUGAGGAGACUCCUCGUACCCGGCUUGAUUGCUGGCUUCGCUAUUGGAGUUUCAUAUGUCCUAAGCUCGAUCCCCAAAUCGCUCCCACAUCGCCUAAGUGCAAAGCUCUCAUCACAGCUCGCUGCGAUUGACUACACACACUCCAACGCCCUGCGUAUCAGCUCGGAGGUUCGACGUGCGCUCAAGAGCCCCGCGAGCGACGUUCGCAUUGGCCUUCAACGCAAUGUCGAAAAGCUCCAGCUCCGAAAAGAAGAGACGGCCAAAUCCAAGGCAGCUGCCGAGGUAGCACGCAAGUAUUUUGGAAAUUUGGUCAGGAGCAGCAACGAUAUCCGCCAAGGAGUCCAGCGCAUCGACCUCGAUGCACCUCCACCAAACUUCCCUACACUCAUGCAAUCGUUUGUUUUCUUUAUAAUCCUCCUCCUCAUCAUCAACUCCCCGGGACCCGAGCAACAGCCCUUCAACACCCGGAACCGAUACGACGACGUGCUCGAGCGGGAAUGGAGCCAACUAGAUCUCUUGAAUCGCACACGUUACGGCGACUUCGAUGCGAAGAAGAAUAAAUGGCUGAAUAUAUCAGGGCUGAGGGAUGAAGACGGGUUCGACUGGGAAUCGCUAGGUGCCGUGAAGAGACGAGCGAUCGAGCAGACAAAAGGGCUGCUCGGACAGGAUGCCGACUUCGCGCUUGAUGGAUCCGACGACCCCGGGGGAGGAAACAACAUAUUGGUUUACCGGAACGUGUCGGGGUACGUGGAGGGCGAAUGGGUGCGCUCGUCCAUCGGUCGCGUGAGGCAUCCGUCUGAUAUGAAUCUGACUGCCACGAUUGCCGACGGCCCGUUCCCUUCGUCUGAGUUCGAGAGGAACCUCACGGGGAAUAGUGGGUCGAUACGGGUGCAUGUUACAGAGCUGGAUGGGAGGUCGCGGACGGAUGAGAAUAAGACGAUUUCGGAGCUGGCGGCGAGGGUGGUGAUUGGGGACGAUGGGUCGUUUGGUGGGAAUUGGUUUGAGUUUUUGUUGAAUGGGGUGCACUUCACGAAGACUGGAGGCGCUGUUUUGACGACUACUAGCGAUAGAUUUGGUGGCAUCUUUGCGCUGCCGCAUUUCCAGCUUUCGCAGCAUUUAUAUUCUUCCUCACAGGAGCUGCUUAACUCCACGAUACACGAUACGAUUGAACGACAGAUCAAUAGGGUUUACCCGCUUUGGAAUCCCUGGACAUCCGCUCCCGAGGGUGCAAAUGAGGCUUUGUUUACAAGCCCGCAUUGCGAGUUCGUGCUCUACUUGCAGCAACAUCCGAUCGCAUCUCUGCCUGCGAUGGCCAAGCCGGACCAGUCGCAAACGAACCAGGGUUUUGAUAUAGACUGGUAUGAGAACGAGUUGCGAUUCCCUACCGGUGCCCCUGUAUCGCGUAAUUCGCCGCUGGCGAUGUCCUUGAUCGGGUUCUCUCCGGACUGUGGUUUCGUAAUCGAAUCCAAAGGACCUCCUGAUUUUCCUCCAGGGGAGUUCGCCCAUCUCGUAGGAACCAAGACGGAAGGGUUUAACGAUAGGGCUAGGCGAGGAAUCGUAGCAUUCGCUGCAACCCUGACGCUGCAGCUCGUACUGUUGAUCAAGCAGAUGAAAGAGACUGCAACACCAUCGACCCGGAAUCGAGUCAGUUUCUAUACGAUAGCCAUGCUCGGUCUGGGAGACGGGUUCGGGUUCCUUUCUCUCAUCUUCAUGCACCUAUUCCUUGGAACUGCACAAUUGGCGCUCUAUGCCACAGCCUUUAUGUCGCUGUUCUCUGUAGUCUUCGAACUACGCUUCCUGAUGGAUAUCUGGACGGUUCAAGUGACGGAACAGAUCCGUCAAGACCGACAACAGGCAUCGACUACGACGCCGCCUAAUGCACCUACACCUCCUCCAACGGCUGUCGACACUCCAGUACCUUCUACCAACCUGGCUCCUGGUGGAGGCCUCCCUCUACCAGCAACAGCUCCACGCCGUGGAGCAUCCCCACCUAUAAUCAUCGCGCCCGACCAAGACGAUCCAUUAGACGAUGCCACGACCCCAACACCAGCCGGUGCAAACACUACCAACAACAACCCCGGGCGCGCUGAGCUAGGUGCUCUCUACAGCCGUUACUGCCUGUCCCUCAUCGCCAUCUUCUUCAUGACCCUCCAAUUCACCACCAUGCGCACGACAGCGCGAGCCUUCUACUUCAACACCCUCUGCUUCCUCUACCUCUCAUUCUGGUGCCCACAAAUCUACCGCAACAUCAUGCGCAACUGCCGCAAAGCACUGCGCUGGGACUUCGUCCUCGGCCAAUCCGCCGUCCGCAUGAUCCCCAUCUACUACUUCUACGCCGUACCCGACAACGUCCUAUUCUCUAGCACCGACGUUCGCGCACUCCUCAUGCUCGCAGCCUGGGUCUGGCUCCAAAUCCUCGCGCUCGCCAGCCAAGAGAUCCUCGGAUCCCGCUUCUUCGUGCGCGAGGGCUGGGCACCCCCAGCCUACGACUACCACCCCAUCCUCCGCGAAGACGAAGAAGGCGCCACCAUGCCCAUCGGCUCCGACCAGACGCCCUCCUCCCCCUCCACCACCACCUCGUCCUCCAAACCCGGCGAGUCGAAGGCAGGAAAGGGCAAGAAGGUCUUCGACUGCAGCAUCUGCGCUCAGGACAUCGAGGUCCCCGUCAUACCCGCCGGCGGGGCGUCCGCUGAUGAUUCUACCGCUGGGCUCACUAGUGGCGGGCUCGUGCUGCAGAGGAGGGCGUAUAUGGUUACGCCGUGUCGGCAUAUCUUCCACACGCCGUGCUUGGAGGGCUGGAUGCGGUAUCGGCUGCAGUGUCCGAAUUGUAGGGAGACGCUUCCGCCGCUGUGAUCAGGAGUGGGGGUUGUUGGAUUUAGUUUGUUUAUAGAUUAUAGGAUUGUUUACCUUUUCAUCGUUCAUCUAGAUGCUGUUUUACUAAAGGUUUUGUGGGUGUCGUUACUCGAUUGUGGCCAUCUGAGGACUUGCCAUCAACGCUCUAGCGCCGUGCGUAUGCCAUGACAGUGACCACAUCCAUCCACGUAGUCAUUUCACACUCCGUUUUCGAUCAUCCACCAUGU